Opisthocomus hoazin is the source of this 1813-nucleotide messenger RNA. The record is from RefSeq and is a predicted model, not a curated record. NCBI's taxonomy places the organism in Eukaryota, Metazoa, Chordata, Aves, Opisthocomiformes, Opisthocomidae.
AUGGCGGUGGGGACCUUCAGCUCCCAGCUCUGGCCAGGCUUCAAGGGACACACUGGUCACAAAGGAGAACCUGGUGAAAUAGGAAAAGAAGGAGAAAAGGGCAACCCCGGCCCUCCGGGUCCUCCAGGCAUUCCUCGCAGCGCUGGCCUGAUGGGACCAAGAGGACUAAGAGGCCUCCCUGGUCCAAUGGGUCCGGCUGGUGACAGAGGUGACAUCGGUUUCAGAGGGCCACCUGGAAUCCCGGGACCUCCAGGGAAAGCUGGAGACCAAGGAAGCAAAGGACCUCAAGGGUUCAGGGGGCCCAAAGGUGACACUGGUAGACCUGGACCAAAAGGAAACCCAGGGGCUCGCGGACUCAUAGGAGAACCUGGCAUGCCUGGCAAGGAUGGACGGGAUGGAGCUCCCGGACUCGAUGGUGAGAAGGGCGACGCAGCUCGCAUGGGUGCUCCGGGAGAGAAGGGGCCGAACGGACUGCCCGGACUGCCUGGAAGAGCAGGUAUUAAAGGCUCAAAGGGUGAACCAGGCAGUCCUGGAGAGAUGGGAGAGGCGGGUCCCUCCGGAGAGCCGGGCAUCCCUGGCGAUGUCGGUAUUCCUGGGGACAGAGGUCUGCCGGGACCCAGAGGAGCAACAGGCCCGCUUGGUCUUCAGGGCCCGACGGGAGCCCCCGGUGUCAGAGGUUUCCAGGGUCCCAAAGGUGCCAGCGGUGAACCUGGUCUUCCUGGUCCAACUGGAAUUCGUGGAGAGUUAGGUGACAGGGGUCCUACUGGCGUUCCUGGUCCCAAAGGCAACCAGGGCAUUGCUGGAGCAGAUGGCCUCCCAGGUGACAAAGGAGAACUGGGUCCCUUUGGUCCCCCUGGCCAAAAAGGAGAGCCAGGAAAAAGAGGAGAACUUGGUCCAAAAGGUGUCCAAGGACCUAAUGGGACAGCUGGCGUACCAGGGAUCCCAGGACUCCCAGGGCCCAUGGGCCAUCAGGGGGAGCAAGGCGUUCCCGGCAUCACGGGAAAACCGGGGCCUCCGGGCAAAGAGGCCAGUGAACAGCAUAUAAGAGAACUCUGUGGUGAAAUGAUAAAUGAUCAAAUCGCACAGUUAGCUGCUAAUCUGCGGAAGCCCUUGUCUCCUGGAAUGACGGGUCGUCCUGGCCCAGCAGGUCCCCCAGGUCCUCCUGGAGCGAUGGGGCGUGUUGGGCAUCCCGGUCCUCGUGGUCCUCCAGGAUACAGAGGGCCCACAGGAGAGCUCGGUGAUCCUGGGCCCAGAGGUGACACUGGUGAAAAGGGAGAUAAAGGACCUGUUGGCCAAGGUAUCGAUGGGCCUGAUGGCGAUCAAGGGCUUCAAGGACCACCUGGUGUACCUGGAAUUACUAAAAACGGCCGUGAUGGUGCUCAGGGUGAACCUGGUCUUCCAGGGGAUCCUGGGACUCCUGGUGCUAUUGGGGCUCAGGGAACUCCAGGAAUAUGUGACACAUCGGCUUGCAUGGGCGCUGUUGGAGCAUCAACUUCCAAAAAAUCAUAAAACAACAGUACAAGAAGUGGAAAAGUGACUGAAUAUUUAAAUAAACGGUGCAUUGUAAGAAAACAGACAGGCUCCUCCUAGUGAUAAAUGGACAGAUGUUCCUUCUAUUGUAUUAAGUGGAGACUUUGACACAGUUCUAUGAAAAAGAAAGCAUCAGACGAAAACUUUUAAUUCAAAGAUGCUUUAUGAGUAUUUUCCCCUCCCCCCAACUAUUUGUCAGAAUUUUUACUGCCAAACAACCUCACCUUCCCUUUCUCCCUUUGCUCAAGAGAGCUGCAAGAGGAAGCGUUGUGCCUUUGCACCA